This is a messenger RNA of Pteronotus mesoamericanus, 2743 nucleotides long. RefSeq names its product coiled-coil domain containing 3 (gene CCDC3). The transcript is spliced from 3 exons. Bases 154 to 978 code for a protein of 274 amino acids. NCBI's taxonomy places the organism in Eukaryota, Metazoa, Chordata, Mammalia, Chiroptera, Mormoopidae. Gene Ontology annotation, cellular component: extracellular region. The record is from RefSeq and is a predicted model, not a curated record. Gene Ontology annotation, biological process: negative regulation of gene expression.
GCGCUCCGAGCUCCCCCACGCCCCCUGCGCCCCUCGGCCGCGCUCCCCUUCUCCGCCCUGCGGGCCCCGGGAGGCCGGGCCAUGCGCCCAGGCUAGUGCGCCCGGGGCGCAGCGCCGACCGGGGCUGCCCCGCUGCCCGCUCCCGCCGCCGGCAUGCUGCGCCCGCUGCUGUUGGCGGCGCUCUGCCUAGCCGUCCGCCUCGGACCCAGCCGCAGCUGCCAGCUGCCGUCUGAGUGGAGACCCCUGAGCGAGGGUUGUCGCGCCGAGCUGGCCGAGAUCAUCGUGUACGCCAAGGUGCUGGCCCUGCACCAGGAGGUGCACGGCCUCUACAACUACCUGCCCUGGCAAUAUGAGGCUGGCGAGGCAGGGCUCUUUUACUCCGCCGAGAUCGAAAUGCUGUGCGACCAGGCGUGGGGCAGCAUGCUCGAGGUCCCCGCCGGCUCCAGGCUCAACCUUACCGGCCUGGGCUACUUCUCGUGUCACUCCCACACCGUGGUCCAGGACUACUCCUAUUUCUUCUUCCUCAGGAUGGAUGACAAUUAUAACCUCUUGCCUCAUGGAGUCAAUUUCCAAGAUGCCAUCUUUCCAGACACUCAAGAGAACAGAAGGAUGUUUUCCAGCCUUUUCCAGUUUUCGAACUGUUCGCAAGGGCAGCAACUGGCCACUUUUUCCAGCGACUGGGAGAUCCAAGAAGAUAAUAGGCUCAUGUGUUCAUCGGUGCAGAAGGCCCUGUUUGAGGAGGAGGAUCACGUCAAGAAGCUGCAGCAGAAGGUGGCCACCCUGGAGAAGCGGAACAGGCAGCUCCGGGACCGGGUGAAAAAGGUUAAGAGGUCUCUGCGUCAGGCGCGGAAGAACAGCCGCCACCUGGAACUGGUCAACCAGAAGCUCAGUGAGAAGCUGGCAGCCACGGCAGGAGCCAUCCCGCACAUCAACGCCCUGGGGCGGGAGCCCGCUCGCCGUACCUACAUGCGGGGGUAGGGGGGACCCCACGGAGCCUCAGCCAGCACUGCUGGGGCGCAGUGCCUCUCGCCAGAGAAUGGAAGAUGAUGAUGGUGUUGGACGUGUACAUAUUUCAGAUCUUGUAGAAGAUAUUUUUGCUAUGCAUUUGGUAGUGUCUAGUUGGUUUAAAGGGCAAGUCUUGCUGCCCCUACCUCGCCUGGUCCCAGACAUGGUGCUGGGAGUCCAGAGGCAGCAAGAUCAAGCAAGCUGUAUGCUUGCCUGAGGCCUGUGCUCAGCUUCUGGGAGCAGCCUGCAAAGUGCAAAAAAUGGGGAAAGCACAUUUUAGACUCUCUAGGUGUAUGAGACUUCAAGGAGGUUGGCCUUUACUUCAGAAGAGGGGGCAAUGUGGUCUCAGCUCUGAGCUCCAGAAAGUAGUUUUGAGGAGUGAUCUGAAUUGUGCCAUGGGACCGUCCGGUGUCUCAUUUUCCAGAUUUUUGGAAGGAGGAUGGUAGCCUUGCAAAACUCCCAGGGGUGCUUAUAAGGAACACGUGUAGCAUGUCCCUACUCCAGCCAGCAUAUUCUCACAGCUGAGGCAUGUGAACUUAAUGAACUUGGCACAGGUAAGGGAACUGAGUUGGACAGAAGGCCAUUAAAAACAUACAUUAUAUCCAGUUUCCAAUACCAGCUGCCCAGAGCUGAAGAUGACAUCUUGGGGUCCCUUUAAUCAAGGGGGACAUGGCCUUUUACGGGCCUGCCAUGUUUCAUCAUACCACGGUCCCAAGUUGGAAAACCCUGAGCGGGAUCGCAGCCCCUUCUAAAUUUUUAUUGUUCGCUCAGUAAUUUCUUCCCACUUUUCCAGAUUCAAGGGGAGCUGCCCCAAGACGCUGUGGACUUUGGUAAGGACACUUCCUUACCGAUUGGGAUCAGGUGGCCUCACCUCCUUCGCAUCCAGACCCCCAAAGGGCUUUUUGCAGGUGUUCCAACCUCUUGCUUCUUUAUGCAAAUGCUUUCCGCCCACCAGGACAGACCGUGCCCUGGAGCAGUGUUUGUACAUCAGUCCCACCUGUUGUGACUGCCCCUGUACCCAAUCAAGACACUUCAUCCCCUUGGGAAAGAUGCCUUUAAAGACAGUCCUACAAGAAAACAGCAGCAUGUUCAUUAUACCUGCCUCUUGAGCUCUUGACUUAGGCACAUUUGACCAAGUCCCAGUUGUGUCCUUAAGAAGUCAGUUGAGUGCCCUGUCGGUUAUCUUCUGUUGCUGAGAGGAGACGACCACCUUUCCCUUCCCUGCUUUUCCAGAUAGAAGCUCCUGGCCCUUCACCAGGGGACCUGCUGCCCAUGGACCACCCGCGACACUGCAGGGCCUGAUUAUUCUGACUUCCCAUUAAAAGUAGCAGCUACUGUCAGAUUUCCAUUCCACUGGCAGCCAGUCUGAGGGUUGGACCUUGUGUCACUUGAGUCUAGGUGGCAGGCUCCCGCCUCAGGGGCGACCUCUCUGCUCUCAACUGAAUGGCAUUGAAACUUUUUGCUCAAGGGCACUUCAUUUCCAAGCUUCUGCCUCCACUUUACUAGCUUAUGCUUCCUAGUGGGUACAACAGAAGGGACGUCUUCCAGGUUACUCCUCCUGGGGACAUUUCCUUAGAGCGGUUGUGCUUUCAACGAAGGGAUAACAAGCCCAAGCGUGAUUUACAGUCAGUGUUGGACGAACUGUGGAUGCUGGGUCUCUACAGCUGCAUUAUGAUUCCCUUUUCAAUAAAUAUGAGCAAUAUUUCAGCCACAACAGUAAAGUGAUGUGUUUCUUUCA